AUGCGGAUCACAACAGUUCAUAAUGAGCAUAAUCACGGCCUCAGUCCACAGAAAUCCCAGUUCUUUCAAUGUAACAGAGAAGUGAGUGAGGACAUAAAAAGAGUCAUUGACACAAACGACUUAGCUGGCAUCCAAAUGAUUAAGAGUUUUGGAUCUCUUGUCAUUGGUGUAGGUGGCUUCGAGAACCUCCCAUUUUUGGAAAAUGAUUCUCGUGACACUGGAGCACUUCGAGAUUAUUUUUUGAGGAUGCAGUACAAGGGUAACAGUUUUUUUACAUCAAUGGAUUUAGACGAUGACGGGAGACUAAAGAAUGUUUUCUGGGCAGAUCCAUGCAGUAGGGCAGCCUACCAAUAUUUUGGUGAUGUCGAUAUAUUCGACACCACAUACCUGAUAAAUAGAUAUGAGAUGCCCUUUGCACCAUUUGUUGGUGUAAAUCACCACGGGCAAUCAAUUCUAUUGGGAGCGGGGUUGAUUUCCAGUGAGGAAACGGAGACUUUUACAUAG
Messenger RNA from Carya illinoinensis, 504 nucleotides. RefSeq names its product protein FAR1-RELATED SEQUENCE 8-like. The transcript has 2 exons. The coding region runs from base 1 to 504 and encodes 167 amino acids. The record is from RefSeq and is a predicted model, not a curated record. NCBI's taxonomy places the organism in Eukaryota, Viridiplantae, Streptophyta, Magnoliopsida, Fagales, Juglandaceae.